Molecule: messenger RNA, 4878 nt
Organism: Vitrella brassicaformis
Lineage: Eukaryota; Vitrellaceae
Source: the annotation of a GenBank genome assembly
CUUUCCUCGAGAUAGAUAGGCAGAUAGCGGUAUUAAUGGCGUCAUCUUCUUCAUCGAGCAGCCCGCGGUGUGAGAUCUCCAAUGCCUUUCGCCUCGUGCAGUUCAAGGAGGUGCUGAAGGAGCGCAACAAGAUGCCUGCCCUGAAGCAGGCGCUCACGCCCGAUUCGGAUACCCUCAAGGACACCAUCCAGGCCGUCUCACGCGGAGCCGGCAGUGGCAGCAAGGAGGGAGGAAACAAACCCCACCUCUUCUCCUCAGGUCGGUCCGGCUGUCGGUGGGGGGGGAGAUAGAUAGAUAGAUCGAAGAUGCCUGACACACGACAUACAGACAGCUACACAACUGCAUGUGUGUGUUGAUAUACAGGUCUUGGUGGUGUGUCCGGCACGAUUCACUGCCGGAAUCAGGCGGCGCUGUGGGACUCGGCGGCGCACUGUGUGUUGGAAGGAGGGGUGGACCCCCGCCUGGCUGUCGUGGAGAUCGUAGACCACCGACACCCUGUCAGGUUCGCCACACCCCUCUCGGAGAAAUGCUACUCGCUCGUUCUCAACGACACCAAACAUAUUGACGAUAGAGUGAGUCAAGGAAUGAAUGAAUGAAUGGGGUUUCCGGUGGGUCUUCACGUAUGGCUGCCUGCCUGGCUGGCUGCGUGCCGUGUGGGCGGGGCGGGGUGGGCUUGUGCGGAUGGAUGGCUGCAGUUGCCCGUGGUACUGGGCGAGUACACAGGGGUGGUGUGCAAACCGCAGGUGGACGAAACGGGGCAGGAGAACACCACUUACGUAUUCAGACUCGGUACGCCACCAACCCACUACACGCGCCCCGCCCAUUCGUCAAUCAUCUCAUCUCAUGUCCUGUCACGUGCUCCCCUCGCAACACCCACGCGCGUAUGCAGAGUUCGACCCUCGAGCUGUCCAUGGCGACAAGUCGCGGGUAGCUUCUGUCCGCGGCGACCAUGGGUCUGUUGGGGGCCCACGCGGCCGCAAGCAGCAGCUGGUGCUGCCACACGAUGACGAGUGGGUCGUGGACGCGUCACGGUUCCACAACGAAAUGGGUCAGUCCGUCCGUUCGUUCGUUCGUUCAAGAUGCGUGCACAUCGAUCGCGACGCAAUGUGUGCAUCGGGCCGGCUUGCUCACUCUCCCUCCUUCCCUCCCUCCCUCCCUGUGUGGAUGUGUGUCUUUGCUGCUCAGCGUUGGUGAAUCACUGUGAGGCGAUCGACCUGUGCGCCAACCCCAACGGGUUCAAAAACCUCCACGUCAACGCCUGCUGGCAUCAGGUACCUACACACAUACACCUACGUACGUGCAUACCAAGGCAGCCCACCGGCCGGUGCUGAAUGUACGGAUGGAUGGCUGCAUCAGUCAGGGUCGCUCUCUGGGGCUGUGGGGGGCUGUGGAUGUAUGUAUGCAUCUGCAGAUAUACGAGGACGGGUGGCCCCACGUGGUGUUGUGUACCAUUCCCGGAGUGCGCAUAUACCCGGGGGUGAGUGGAGAAAUGGAUGGCCAACACAUACAUACAUACAUACAUACAUACAUGCGCACACAGAUACACGCGGCUCGUGCCUCUCCGUCUGUUUGUCUGUGUGUCUGUUUGUCUGUGUGUCUGUCUGUCUGUGUGUCAGGAUGAGAUCGUCGCCGACUUCGGUCGUCUGUGGUUCGAUCGUGUGCGUGAGCUGGCCAUCCGGGGACUGCGCAACGAGCUGCUGACCGCACGCCUCCUCCGCGCCGAAGCUCAGGGUGAGCGAUGCGGCAUCCGUACACACAGCCACACGUGCACCUGUUUGCGCACGCACUGCAGGCAUCCCGGCCAUCCCGGCCUCCAGUGACGCCGACGCCAGUGACCAGGACCCGUUCGGCGAGACGUCGCCCGAGCACACCCUGUGCGGCAUCUGCCAGCAGCCCGACCCCCACCCCAUCGGCACGUCCGACCAGAUGAGGGAUGAGGAUGACAUCUCAAUCGCAGGAGGGCCGCCACUGGGCGCCACUGGCUCGAUAGUGUGCGACGGGUGUGCCUUUCCCUUCCACCUGCACUGCCUGGGACUGGAGCCCAACGACACGCCACCAGGUACCUGUGCUGGCGGACAGACAGACAGACAGACAGGGAGGGAGGGAGGGAGGGACGCAUGCACACGACUCACAGACGACAGCCACACUCGCCUCAAGAUUUGAUGUUUCCUGUGGUGUCUGUUGCAGAUGACGUAGAGUGGUUCUGUCCCAACUGCGUGGCGCUUAGCGAGUGAGCGACUGACUGACUCGCCUACACACAGUCCCGCCGACAUGGCUGUCUGUCUGUGGAAUGAAUGUGUCGGUCAGGCGUGUGGCUGACGCCGUGUCGGGUGGCAACAAGAAUGAUCCCCUCUCAGUCCGGCGGCUCCGUCGCGUCCACUCGGCCGCCUACAACGCAGACCACCGCCCCGUCCGUCACCCAACCUACAGAUGGUUGCACCAGAGAAUGAAUGCUCGUGUGACAUCCGCCUACAUAUGUAUGUCUCCCUGUUUGCGUCUGUGUCUGUGUGUGCAGGGGGGCUGCACGCUCAACAUGAAGCAGCCGCUGGUGCAGGGGGGCAGCCGGGGUGUCAGGGGCGUCGCGAGCGCCCACCUCAGUGACGACGCAUUCUCGAUGCUCAAGCCGUGCGGCGCCUGCAAGAAGCGCAAGAAAGGCGCAGACCCAGAGGGACUUCACAUCAACUGCAGGUGGGUCGGUGGGUGGGGUGGGUGAGUCAGAGGAGGAGUCUCUCUCUCGCGCGCGUCGCGUGCUACGUGCAUACGCCUGCGCCGGUGCGGGUGUGUGUGUGUGUGUGCGCGCUGCACGCAUGGUGCGGUGCCUCCAUCUGGGCCCGCGAUUACGACGCUAACAGGGACCAGACCGAACGCGACGUCGCCCAAAACACUAUCGGCGCACGUAAUAAGGAGGCCUGCUGAAUAUCUAUCAUUCAUUCACACGCCACACAUGCAUUCCUUCUUUUCCCCCUCUCUCUGUGACGAUUGUGCAUUCAGUGGUCCGGGCCUACACGAACGUGCGGUCGCGUGACGGGUCUGCCCGCAAGGGCGACAAGCAGCGGCGCCAAAGGCAGAACAAGAGCACAUUGCAGCACAAGAGCCUCGCCGCGGCCGCCGCGGCUGACCACAGACAAGGUCGGCCAGCUCACCAAUACAGCAUGCGUUCCUUUACCGUCAUGUCGUGUGCCGCGUCCGUCCGUGUGUGUGCAGCGUCCGAAGUUGGUGGGGCGCUAGGUGGUGGGGGCGAGAAGUGGCAGGCGGUGGAAGGCUGGAUUCCCCUGCUGGGCAUCUGCAUCAACAAGACCGCAAUCGAGCGGAAAUUUGCGAUGGGGGCGUUUGAGGUGCGCGCGAUUGCGUUCACGCAGUCCGUGGGUGUCUGUGGAUUGUGUGCAUUGUUGUGUUGUGUUGUGUGCAGGGUCGUGUUGAGGGCGUGGGGGAGCGUGGCUACUUGGACAUCAAGUACUCGGAUGGCGACGACGAGUCCGUCGAUGCCGAGAGCCUGCAGAAGAUCCUUCGCGACUGGCUCCAGGACAACAGCAUGUCCGCCAAGACGCGCAAGGAAAUCAUCACCUCACUCAUGAUCGACAAACAGGUGGAUGGGUCGGUGGGUCGAUGGGAAGGAGAGUCAACACCGCAGCACAGAAAGAACACCACGCACUGGCUCUCUGGAACGGACGUAAAAACGAAUAUGCAAAUCGAAUGUGUCGAUCGAUGGAUGCAGGUGAUCGAGAAAUAUAUGAUGCGGACGGUUCCCGUCCGCUUAUUGGGCGGCGGCUCGACGCUGCACGACGACGACUCAGACUUUGGGGACGACGACGACAGACACAGCGGCAACGGCAGCAAGGGCAGCAGCAACAAGCGGAGCAAGCCCGCGCACCCCUCCCCUUCCCCGCCUCCAUUCCAUGAGUUUUCGGGCACUCCUUCUGUGCCCAUCGUCAAGGGCAGGAGCAGCCAGGCCCCCCGCAAGCAGGCGAUCAACCGUGGGCGGCGGGAGAGGCGCGGCAAGGACAGCCGUGGUGCCAUGGAGGUGGACGGCGAGAGGUCGCCCGGUAGCUGCGUGCCGUCUGGCAACAUCGACAACCUUAUGGGAAUCGAGUGAAUGGAUGGAUGGAUGGAUGGAUGGAUGGGAAUCGAGUGAAUGGAUGGAUGGAUGGAUGGACGGAUGAAGGGAUGGGCCGGGCUACCUGUAUCCACAUACAUACAUACAUACAUGCGAAAUCGCAUACACGCAUAUGUGGUGACCGGUUGGUGGGGUGUUUUUUAUCUAGAGACGGGGGGCGGAUGGACGGAUGGAUACUCCUGCCCUUUUAUCCCUCCCUCCCUCCCUGUCUGCCUGCAUGCCUGCCUGCCUGUGUGCGUGCCAUCUGCUGCGUUUAUUUUCGUGCGUGCUCUCGCUUUUUCCCUUCCGCCAUUCGGCGGCGUGGGCUGUGACAGGGGACAGAUAUCUUUUUGGCAGUGUCCCAUCAAUCACAGCUGAUUGCAUUGGACAGACGGGUGUAGAGAGCACCUGCACGCGUUGACAGCCAGGUGAGUGUGGGAGCUGGCUGGGGAUGGUUGUUCGUGCCUAGCCUGUUAUCGAUCCUUUUAGCUAUGAAAGGCCAUAUAUAUUUAUUUGUCUAUGUAGGGUGUGUGCCCCAUGAAAAUUGACUGCAUGAUGAAAUGCGCUCUCUCUUGCGACAGCUUUGGUGAUCAAGUGGCAAUGCGUCCCCAGAUGAGUGGUGUGUCCAUCCAUACGUACUUAGUGCCUCACUGGAUCGGCACCAAAUCCCUCGGCCAUUAUGUGGUAGUGUUCACACACGGGAUCGGAGCACACAUCCAGACAGCCACACGUGUGAACAGAGCCUCUCAGUUUGAAGUGCACGCAUACACAAACGCACACACACU